This is a messenger RNA of Pieris napi, 2516 nucleotides long. RefSeq names its product glutamate receptor ionotropic, delta-1-like. Gene Ontology annotation, cellular component: membrane. NCBI's taxonomy places the organism in Eukaryota, Metazoa, Arthropoda, Insecta, Lepidoptera, Pieridae. Gene Ontology annotation, molecular function: ligand-gated monoatomic ion channel activity. The coding region runs from base 165 to 1391 and encodes 408 amino acids. The transcript has 6 exons. The record is from RefSeq and is a predicted model, not a curated record.
ACGGAAAUGAAAUUCAGUUUUUAGGGAUUGUUAUAUAUAUUGUGUGAAUGGGUUAUGUUAUACAGAGUAGGCCUGCUGGUAAAGAAGCCAACAGCAUGGUUAACAUUUUAAAAUAAAAACGAUGUCCACAGCGUAUUGAUCUGGCAGCGGCAUUUAUUCCAAUUAUGAAGAACACAGAUCAAUUUGUAACAUUCUCAACGGUAAUUGAUGAGUGUAACUGGAUGAUGAUGCUAAAACGCCCAAAGGAGUCGGCGGUUGGUACUGGACUUCUUGCACCUUUUGACCAAAAUGUUUGGAUAUUAACCCUGGCAGCAGUUAUAAUAUAUGGACCAUGCCUGACACUGCUAACGAAGCUUCGUAGUAAGUUAAUGCCAGAAGAAGAGGAUUAUAUACGCCUAUUUCCGAGCUUUUGGUUUGUGUAUGGAGCUUUUAUUAAGCAGGGUACAUCGUUGUCUCCUUCUGCAAACUCAACCCGCGUUUUAUUUGCGACAUGGUGGCUGUUUAUAAUUUUAUUAUCAGCAUUCUAUACAGCGAAUUUGACCGCUUUUUUGACCUUAUCGAAAUUCACUUUGGAAAUAGAAACAGUUCAGGAUUUAUAUAACAAAAACUAUCGAUGGAUUGCUACAGAAGGUGGCCCCGUAGAAAAUGCUGUCAAAAACCCGGAUGAAGAAGUUCAUUUCCUACUAAAAACAGUUGCGACCGGACGAGGUAGUUUUCUGCCAGUGAAUGAUAUGCCCUCGUUGCUUCCUUACGUAUCCGAAGGAGCGGUGUUGGUCCAACCAAGCGUUUCUCUACAAUAUCUUAUGUAUAACGAAUAUUUACAAAAAACCAGGCUGGGCGUACCCGAAGCUGAAAGAUGUACGUACGUAGUUGCACCUGGUGUAUUCAUGACCAAAAGGAGAGCGUUUGCAUACCAACAUAAGUCGAAAUUGAAAUCGCUGUUUAAUCCGGUUAUAAAGCGCGUAAUACGUUCGGGAAUUCUUUCGCACCUCUCUCUGCGUUACUUACCCGACACUAAGAUCUGCCCUCUGGACUUACAAUCAAAAGACAGGCAGUUGAGAAACACGGAUCUCCUGAUGACAUAUUACAUUAUGAUUACGGGAUUAGCUGCUGCUGUUAGUGUCUUCCUUGCAGAAAUAUCCCUAAAACGCUACAUUCAUCCCAAAAAUGAUACCAUACAUGCAAGGUUCCGUCAAAAGAUACCAAAAAAGAUAGAACCAGCUAUAUUUGAUGGCAGCCGUCCGCCGCCAUACGAAUGUUUGUUUGGAAAAACCAUAGGGCAAGCGAAAAAGAAGUUCAUCAAUGGCAGGGAGUAUUGGGUUAUAAAGAAAGAGAACGGAGAGACUAGACUUAUUCCUAUGAGGACGCCAUCAGCUCUCUUAUACCUAUAGACAAAUUGACGAUUUAACUUUGAUGCUUGUUUGUAAUUUAUAAUAAUAAUAACACUUUAUUACAUCACAAUAAUAUGAAACAUGAGAAAAACAAGACUAAAUAAAUGAAUAUAAAGGACGUAAAUGGGCUUAUUAAAAAAAUUGCCUUGGUCAUGUUUUUAUAUUCCUUUUAUCAUUGAUUUUCUGAUAUUGACGUUUUUAAUAAAACAAAGGCCUACAGGAAUGAUGUACAAAAAAAUAAGUAAAUGGUGUGACCAUUACUUAUAUUUUAUUACCAUACUCUCUGAGUUCUCACAUGCACAGACACUAUACGUACUCACAGACACACCAGUAUUUAUAUCACAUUUUACUAGGGUAGGCCGUUCGUGGCAUUUUUUUCUGAACAUUUGCGGCGUAAGACAUGUUCCUCAGAUUUUCUAUAGAGUUAUUCCUCCCUUAUCUUACGUUACUAAGGUAUACUUACCUUACGUAAGUCUUUGUUGUAAAAUAUUAGUCUGGGUGUUAGUCUAUUUACUCCUUAUGUAAAAUCCCUUAGAUUCCUUAGGUAUCCUCAUAGGUUUUAAUGCUUUUAUUCACCAUGCAAAGAUUUGUGAUUAUUCUAAGAUAUAAACCUUGAAGCUAAGAAUGAAAUAAAAUACUGUUCAAUUCAUAUAUUUAUAUUAACUGUGAAAAUUUUCAAUUUCACUAACAUUCGAACCAUAUUUUGUCAAUGUCUCAAUCAUACAUUAGAAUUUCAGUAUUUUUCGAAUUGUAUACAGCUUUUUAUCAAAUUUUUUUUUAUUAAAAAUCUGUAUACACAAUAAAUUAUCUUCCAACUUGUUAUUUUAAACGUUUCUCGAUUGCGAUAUGGUGCAGAAAAAAAUUGUUUGCAAAAUAUUGAAACCCAAAUGUGACCUAGCCCCAGCCAAGUUUACACACCUAUAUAUUAUGCAUAAUUGUAUGAAUAAAGUAUAAAACUUGAAAAGCUUAUUCUGGUAUUUACCUUUAACAUAUUACACUAUCAUAACAUUUGACUACAAUGAUAAGGCGUUCAAGACCAUAAAAAAUUAAACAUAUCUAAUAAACUGUUCGUGUACGACCAUUUGUUAAUGAAUUGGUAAUAAUUAUCCUAUAAUAAAGACGAUC